AAAUGACUAACCGAUGAACUCAAACUAAUCUCUAUCUCAUCUUCAUCUUCUUCGAUGGAAUUGUUUGAUUUCCGAAACUUAGAGAUAGAGCUAGGGUUUCAUCCAAUCCAGACUUUAUUUCUUUCUCCCUGGAAAUGGACCCGGAACGAACAUCCUCAGCACCAGAAUCUUCCUCAUCGUCACACGAGGCGUCCACUUCUUCUCCGGUAAGGCAUGAGGAGGAGGCGGCGGUGGCGGCUGUGGAGAGGCGCGAGAACGAUCGAACAUCGCAGGAGCAUUCUCAUAAUGUAGAACAUCGCAGGGCAUUGAGGGAAGACACUUGGUCCUGCAUCGUCGUACUCAUUACCUUCUGGUUCUUCGUUGCAAUGACUUUAAUUUUGGGUGUAUUUGGUGCUUCCAACUUACAAUUAACACCAAAUUCUUCUAUAUUAAUCAAGCCAAACGUUUGGUUUGUGGAUCACAUAAAGGUGGAGCAAAUAAACGAGGCAGAUUCUGGGCCAGUUCUGUAUGGAUUGUACAGUACUCCACCUCUCGAUGUUGUUAAGAUUUGGUCCGAGAAUCAUAUCACCAUUCUUCAAACCAGCACUUACAAGGAGUGGAUGUAUAUAUUGAAUGAAGGAUCUCAAAUUAAUAUAUCGUAUAGCGUCGCCUCCUCCAGCUCGUUAUCCUUAAUCCUUAUAGUAUCCAAAGGGAGUGAAAACUUAGAAGAGUGGAUUGCUGACCCGGCUUAUACCAAUAGCACAUUGUCAUGGAAUGUCAUUAAAGGAAAUGGUUUCAUCCAACAGUCUAUUACUGAAAAAUCGACUUAUUAUGUAGCAGUGGGUAAUUUGAACUCGGAAGAUGUGCAGGUGAAUGUAAAUAUCAGUGUAAAGAGUUAUUUGUAUAAUACAAGUGAGGCGUACUACACCUGUGUUGUUUCUCGUAGAAGUUGUAGUUUAAAACUGCUUUUCCCUAGCGGAAAUUCAGCUGUUUUGACUUCUCAAUCUGUUGGCGGUAAUGAUUGGUAUGUUAAACUAUCAUAUGGACCGAGAUGGAUAACAUACGUUGUUGGCAUAGGUGGAAUGAGUUUUGUCAUGUUUUGGGCUUUUCAUUAUCUGAACAAUUUUCAAUCGAGGAGUCUAGACAGAAUAGUGCAAGAUCAGAGAGCUCCUCUGCUGGCGCGUAAAGACUCUGAUUUGUCUAGUUGGGGUUCUUCGUACGAUUCAGUUUCAGAUAACGACGAAGAACACGAAGAACCAGUGAAGGAUGGGGAGUAUAACAGCAAUAAUGUUCGUCGUCUUUGUGCAAGCUGCUUUGAUGCUCCUAGAGACUGUUUCUUUCUUCCUUGUGGACAUUGUGUUGCUUGUUUCACAUGCGGAUCGAGAAUUACAGAGGUUGCGGGUACUUGUCCAAUCUGUUGUAGGAACAUAAAGAAGGUGCGAAAGAUUUUUACUGUUUGAUCCAAUCUCAGGAAAUUUCUUGCUCGGGAUCUUGUUAAUUGACAAUUUUUGUCUCCAAACCGUAUAUUUAGCCCACUCAUUAGAAUUCAAGUGUCGAAAUCUCGAAAAAAAAAGUAAGAUGUUUUGUUGAUCUGAAUUAUGAUUUGUAAAUUUGGAUCAUGUUUAUGAUAUAUCCUUUUAAAAAAAACACUAUAAAUGCAAUUUUAUAUUUUG
Molecule: messenger RNA, 1652 nt
Organism: Impatiens glandulifera
Lineage: Eukaryota; Viridiplantae; Streptophyta; Magnoliopsida; Ericales; Balsaminaceae
Product: E3 ubiquitin-protein ligase APD2-like
Exons: 8
Coding region: 135-1439 (434 amino acids)
Source: RefSeq, a predicted model, not a curated record